Molecule: messenger RNA, 1758 nt
Organism: Dioscorea cayenensis subsp. rotundata (Guinea yam)
Lineage: Eukaryota; Viridiplantae; Streptophyta; Magnoliopsida; Dioscoreales; Dioscoreaceae
Product: vacuolar-processing enzyme-like
Exons: 9
Coding region: 60-1520 (486 amino acids)
Biological process (GO): vacuolar protein processing
Molecular function (GO): cysteine-type endopeptidase activity
Source: RefSeq, a predicted model, not a curated record
ACCAUUCCAACGACCUUUCUUCAUCUCUUCCUCCGACGACGUCCACAGGCCGCGAAUCUAUGUCCAGAGUACUCGCCGUCGCGCUCUUAGCCCUAGUACUUUGCUCGCCGGUGCUGGCGAGCCAAGCUGACCCCAUCCUCAAGCUUCCUUCCGAUCGCUACGGCGUCUAUUUCAACGGAGAAGACGAUGAGGGCUCGGCGAGCACUCGGUGGGCUGUUCUCAUCGCCGGAUCCUCCGGUUUUAGCAACUAUAGACACCAGGCUGAUGUCUGCCAUGCAUACCAAACACUGAAGAAAGGUGGACUUAAAGAUGAAAACAUCAUUGUGUUCAUGUAUGAUGAUAUCGCUAACAGUGAGGAUAACCCUAGACCAGGAAUUGUAAUAAACCACCCAGAGGGUGAAGAUGUGUAUGCUGGUGUUCCAAAGGAUUAUGUUGGAGAGGAUGUAACUGUUGAUAAUCUUUUUGCUGUUCUGCUUGGAAAUAGAAGUGCUCUAAGUGGAGGCAGUGGAAAGGUUGUUGAUAGUGGGCCCACUGAUCAUAUUUUCAUAUAUUACUCUGAUCAUGGCGGUCCUGGGGUCCUUGGGAUGCCCACCCUUCCUUAUCUUUAUGCAAUUGACCUCAUUGAAGUGCUGAAGAAGAAGCAUGCUUCUCAAUCUUAUAAAAGCAUGGUGUUCUAUCUUGAGGCUUGUGAAUCAGGGAGCAUUUUUGAAGGUCUGCUUCCUGAAGAUUUAAAUAUUUAUGCUACUACAGCAUCAAAUGCUGACGAAAGCAGUUGGGGAACUUACUGUCCUGGAGACUUACUUGGUCCUCCUCCAGAGUACUGUACUUGUUUGGGUGAUUUAUAUAGUGUGUCUUGGAUGGAAGACAGUGAUGUACACAAUUUGCGGACUGAAACUCUGAAACAACAAUAUAAUCUUGUCAAAACAAGGACAGCAGCUCAUGGUCUGGAUACUUAUGGCUCCCAUGUCAUGCAAUAUGGAGAUCCAAAUCUUGGUGCAGAAUUUCUAUACUCGUACAUGGGAUCAAACCCUGUCAAUGACAAUGUUAGUUUUGUGGAUGGUAACUCAUUACCAUCAUUUUCAAGGGCUGUUAACCAGCGUGAUGCAGACCUUGUUUAUUUCUGGAAUAAGUUUCAAAGGUCACCAGAAGGUUCUCGUAAGAAACAUGAGAGUCAGAAGCAGAUGUUUGAUGUUAUAUCCCAUCGAGUCCAUGUGGACAACAGUAUGGAAGCCAUUGGGAAGCUUCUCUUUGGAUCAGACCAAAGUUUAGAAACUCUAAAGACAGUUAGACCAUCAGGGCAACCUUUAGUAGAUGACUGGGACUGCCUCAAGUCAAUGGUUAGAACUUUUGAAACAUACUGUGGAUCUCUAUCACAGUAUGGAAUGAGACACAUGAGAUCCUUAGCAAACAUAUGCAAUGCUGGCAUCAAUACGGAAAGGAUGCAUGAAGUGUCUGCUCAAGCUUGUGUGAGAAUUCCUCCCAACCCUUGGAGUUCCAUCCACAGUGGUUUUAGUGCUUGAGAGAUGUAUUUAACUAACAAACAUAUUGUUCUUUAGUCCUUUUUUUGCAUAUAUAUAUAUAUAUAUAUAUAUACAAACAUAUUGUGUUAAACAUGCCUUGAUGGUUUUGUUAAUUGUGUGUGGAAUGUUUACUUGCUGAAGUUGAAGGACUUUACUUUCCUACGUUGGUUGGGGGAAGGACUGUCACAUCAACUCGCUUAUGUAAAUUAAAUAAAAAUUUGAAUUAUAUAUUAUUAUA